Kwoniella botswanensis is the source of this 795-nucleotide messenger RNA. RefSeq lists its product as uncharacterized. Gene Ontology annotation, cellular component: cytoplasm. The coding region runs from base 1 to 795 and encodes 264 amino acids. Gene Ontology annotation, molecular function: glutathione binding; glutathione transferase activity. Gene Ontology annotation, biological process: glutathione metabolic process. The transcript has 5 exons. The record is from RefSeq and is a predicted model, not a curated record. NCBI's taxonomy places the organism in Eukaryota, Fungi, Basidiomycota, Tremellomycetes, Tremellales, Cryptococcaceae.
AUGGUCUACAUCUGCGCUCAAGAGAUGGGACUUGUCGGUACACCAGCCUUCGAAUUGCGCAACGUCGAAUGGAGUGAGAUCCUAAACCCCAACGAAAAGUUCAACUAUGACAAGAGCCCUUUCAAGAGGAUCCCAUGGUUGGAAGAUACAGAAAAUGGCGUGCAGUUGUUCGAAAGUAGGGCUAUUGUCAAAUACAUGGCAAUGAAGACCAAUUCCCGUCUCAUUCCCAAGUACGACGACCCGGUCCAAGUGGCCAAUUUCGAAGUGGCCUGUAGUCUUGAGCUGGGGGAUUUUACCACUUAUACUAAGAUGUUAUUGUAUGAGCUCGUUCAUGGUCCAAUGGCACAUCAAAAGCCCACCGACGAAAUACUUGCCAAAUCGUAUCGAGAAGCAUUAGACCGAACUUUCCAAGGCUACGAGAGGAUCCUAAGUAAACAAAAGUACUUGGCUGGAGAUGAAUUGACAGUAGUGGAUUUGUUCCAUAUUCCAAGUGCUCAUUGGCUUGCUAUGGUCGGAGGUAUCCCGCCCUUGGGAGGAGGGACACUCCCAUUCACAAAAUCUGACGGUACCGCCGCUGCCCUCCCUAUCCCCAAAGUUGCAGAUGGGACCUGGCCGUUGUCCCAUUCUGCCACUGCCGACACAGACGGUACCCUCCCCUUCCCCCACUUGAGAGAAUGGUGGAAGAACCUCCUCGAGCUGGACAGCGUUAAGAAAGUCAAUGGUCAAUUCAUCGAGAUUAUGCAAAGGAUGGCGCCACCCCAACCACAAAGGGAAGAACAAGAGCAAGCGAAGUGA